AUGGCUGCUGCAAAUUCAACUGUGAAUGAGCAGUGCAAAUUAUGUGAGAACGGGAAAUAUAAAUGUCAAGGUUGCCAUCUAUCCUGUUGUAAACGACAUUUCGACGAACAUAGACAACAGUUGGCAAGUCAAUUUGACAAAGUCAUUUAUGAGCAUGAUGUCCUACAAGAAUUGCUCAAUCCGAAAUCAUCGACCAAUAACAACAAAACUGAUGAUUUACUGCAAAAAAUCGACCAUUGGGAAAUUGAAACAAUACAAAACGCAAAAUACGCAGCUCAGCGUGCUCGAGAAAAAGUGAAACAACUAAUGAAGCAUCCAAGCGAGCAAAUCCAGAAAGAAUUCUCUUUGAUUACAAAUGAACUGAAACAGAGUACACAGGAUGAUGACUACUUAGAACCCGAUUUCGAACGAUGGUCUCAGCAAUUGCGAGAUUUGAAAGUACAGCUCCAGUCCACAAGUGAUAAAAUUCAGAUAAAUACAGGAAAGAGUGACGAAAUAGAUUGGUCAACGUUGAUUAAAGUAGAUACAAUAAAUGGACCUAUUGCAGCAACUGGAAAGAAGGCAGACAUAAACGUAAAGCCAGAAUCCAGUCCCAACGACAUCCAUAAAGCGCAAUCUAUUACAUCCUACACGGAUGACACGCAACUACAAGUUCGCCCAUUAUUCAGAGGUGGAAAAUUACUGAAUUCAGGAGAAUAUCAAAUGAAACUCAAUGAGUUUUAUGGCAAGCGAAAUCAACAAUGGGACUUGAUUUACCAAGGUACAAAACAUGGCUUCACUAGCAAACAUUUUCAUCAAAGAUGCGAUGCCAAAGGACCCACGAUGACUAUCAUUCAAUCCCUAGAAGGUGGCUAUCUGUUCGGNGACACGCAACUACAAGUUCGCCCAUUAUUCAGAGGUGGAAAAUUACUGAAUUCAGGAGAAUAUCAAAUGAAACUCAAUGAGUUUUAUGGCAAGCGAAAUCAACAAUGGGACUUGAUUUACCAAGGGCAAGCGAUACACGGCGCAGAAUUAAGGGAAUCACAUGUAAAAGACAGAAAAAGCGGUAGUACAGAUGGACAUGAAAGGGCCACAUAA
Molecule: messenger RNA, 1077 nt
Organism: Didymodactylos carnosus
Lineage: Eukaryota; Metazoa; Rotifera; Eurotatoria; Philodinida; Philodinidae
Source: the annotation of a GenBank genome assembly